Messenger RNA from Ahaetulla prasina, 3645 nucleotides. RefSeq names its product autophagy related 16 like 1 (gene ATG16L1). Gene Ontology annotation, cellular component: autophagosome membrane. Gene Ontology annotation, biological process: negative stranded viral RNA replication; autophagosome assembly. NCBI's taxonomy places the organism in Eukaryota, Metazoa, Chordata, Lepidosauria, Squamata, Colubridae. Gene Ontology annotation, molecular function: protein binding. The transcript has 20 exons. The coding region runs from base 306 to 2375 and encodes 689 amino acids. The record is from RefSeq and is a predicted model, not a curated record.
GGAGCCCUGACGAGCCUCGUCUGCAGCCAUUUUCUACCCCGCUUUUGCCUUGACGAUUGCCGAGCAGCCCGCGUUUAACCAGGAAAGGGCGCUCGCAAGGAUGGGCCGGCGAGGUAGUAACUGACUUAGCGACACGCGGUUGCUAACUGCGCGAUCCACUUUCUGCAGGAAGGGCGGUCUUGUGAGUCAGGCAUCGAGAUCGGGGCCUUGCGUGAUUAGCCUGCGACGCAGGAAGAGAAAGCCCGCUAGUGACGCCAUCUCUCUCGGACCAAGGGGAACUCUGUGAAAGACUGUCGCGGAAAUGGAUGGGGGCUGCGGCCCGAUCGAGGGGUGCGCGGAGGGGCCUUCCAGGUGAAGGCAGCACCCAACUGCCCCCCCUCCUACUCGAUGGUCAGCGAGUCCUGGAUCCAGCUCUCCUACACCCACUCUGUCACAGGGGAAACCCGCAGCCAGAUGACUUUGGUUUUUUGGGGCAGGGUGUAACGUCCCCGAUCUCCGGCAACAUGUCUGGUGGACUUAAGACAUCGAGUUUCCCCACCUGGAAGCGGCAUAUCCUGGAUGAACUGAAGCGUCGAGACCGGUUGCAAAGACAAGCCUUUGAAGAGAUAAUCUUGCAAUAUAACAAGCUCUUGGAGAAGUCAGAUUUCCAUUCAGUGCUGGCUGACAAGCUACAAGUGGAAAAGUAUGAUUUGCCAAGCCGGCAUGAGAUCAGCCCAGGACAUGAUGGUGCAAGAAAUGAUGCUCAUCUUCAAGAAGUAGCUCAAUUAAGGAUUAAACAUCAAGAGGAAUUGACAGAGCUGCACAAGAAACGGGGCGAGUUGGCUCAAUCUGUGAUUGACCUAAACAAUCAAAUACAACAGAAGGACAAAGAAAUACAAAUAAAUAAUGUCAAAAUUGCAGAAUAUUUACAGAAGAUAUCUGAACUGGAGACUGAGUGCCAUGAUUUAUGCAACAAGCUUCAAGAUCUCGAACGAGCUAAUCAGACUCUUAAGGAUGAAUAUGAUGCUCUCCAAAUCACCUUUACGGCUCUUGAAGAAAAAUUAAGAAAAACCACUGAAGAUAACCAAGAACUAGUAACUCGUUGGAUGGCAGAAAAGGCUCAAGAAGCUAAUCGCCUCAAUGCAGAAAAUGAGAAAGAUUUAAGGAGAAGGCAAGCUCGGCUUCAGAAAGAACUAGCAGAAGCUGCUAAAGAACCACUGCCAAUUGAACAGGAUGAUGAUAUUGAAGUCCUUGCUGAUGAAACCUCCGAUCCAGCUGAGGAGACAUCUCCAGUUCGUGCUGUCACAAGGACAGCAAGUAAGCGACUCUCCCAGCCCACUGGAGGCCUUCUGGAUUCUAUCACUAAUAUCUUUGGUCUGUCUGAGUCUCCCCUUUUGGGACAUCACUCUUCUGAUACUGCCAGGAGACGUUCUUUAUCUUCAUGUCCUAUCCCUCAAGAUAAUACUGAUGUUCUUCCUACUGCAAGCAGAGAGGUCCGAUUACCCAACACAGCAGUGUGUUUCUUUGAUGCACACGAUGGGGAGGUUAACGCAGUCCAAUUCAGUCCUGGUUCUCGUUUAUUAGCAACAGGAGGCUUGGACCGGAGGGUCAAAAUUUGGGAAGUUUUUGGUGAUAAGUGUGAAUUUAAAGCCUCCCUAUCUGGCAGUAAUGCAGGGAUUACUAGUGUAGAGUUUGAUAAUGCUGGUUCCUACUUAUUAGCGGCUUCAAAUGACUAUGCCAGUAGGAUCUGGACAGUGGAUGAUCAUCGGUUACGGCACACGCUUACGGGGCAUAGUGGAAAGGUUUUAUCAGCAAAAUUCCUUCUGGACAAAGCUCGCAUUGUAUCUGGGAGUCAUGACAGAACACUCAAGCUAUGGGACCUGCGCAGCAAAGUCUGUAUAAAAACGGUGUUUGCUGGCUCCAGCUGCAAUGAUCUUGUCUGUACAGAACAAUGUGUAAUGAGUGGACACUUUGAUAAGAAAAUUCGCUUUUGGGAUAUUAGAACUGAAAGUGUGGUACGGGAAAUGGAAUUGCUGGGAAGAAUUACAGCUUUAGAUCUCAACCCUGAGAGAACAGAGCUGCUUACAUGUUCUCGUGAUGAUCUGUUGAAAAUUAUUGAUCUCAGAAUCAAUGCUGUCAAACAUACAUUCAGUGCUCCAGGAUUUAAAUGUGGGUCUGAUUGGACUAGAGUUGUAUUCAGCCCUGAUGGAAAUUAUGUUGUGGCUGGCUCAGCAGACGGAUCACUUUAUAUAUGGAGUGUGCUCACUGGAAAAGUAGAAAGGACACUUUCCAAGCAUCACAGCAAUCCCAUCAAUGCUGUGGCAUGGUCACCAUCUGGAGCCCAUGUGGUCAGUGUGGACAAAGGAAAUAAGGCGGUGCUGUGGUCUGAAUUUUGACCUAAAAGUGCAAAACACUAGCUUGCCAAAACAAUGCAUGGGAAGGCAAAGUGUCUGUCUAUCUAGAGAGGAGAGAAGUUCCGUAUCUGGCUCUCACCCCAGUUUAUUUGCUGAGUGCAUAAGCUUGACUUUAGCAAAGAAUUAUUGAUGCAUCCAUCAGGAAGAAAACUGGAUCCUGAUUACAGUAUGUUGCUGCUAUCUAACUGUCAUAAGGUUUGGGUGUGGAACUGGUCAUUUUUAAAAUGCACCAUCUGCACACUGAAAAGUUUCUUACACCAGAUAGCAGCAGUCCUGAAACAAUAUUCUAUGGCAUUUCACUAUUGAGUGCUGUAGCAAAAGUUCCUGUAUGUCCUGACUUUAUGCAUGUACUCAUACAUGUGUCUUCUUCUCUGAACUAGCUAAGAGAGGAGGUGAAGGAUCCUAAGACAUAGAAUGGUGGGAUCCAAAGUGUAAUCUUAUUUGAGUAAGCCAUGAAUUUGGCAGUUGCAUCUGUGGGAAUUCUAGUACUUAGCAAAUCACAGCUUCUUGUACCAGCUUGAUUUGUGGCAGGCAGAAUUGUCUAAAAAACAGGAGGUGUAUCCUCCAAAGGUUAUCCAGGCAGCAGUGAUACAGAAGCAUUUUAAUUUGUGCAUUUUGGGUUUUAAUUGUGGGAUACAACAAGAAGUUCUGCUGUAAUGAAGAAUGUAUGAUAGCAUGACGAGCACAAAAACCAAAUCCAGAGCAACUUCUGCUAUCUUGCAGUUUUAUAUUGAGGGCAAAGGACAUGAAAGGAAAUAAACACCUGAAGCUGAAUGUCCUGGUGCUGGCAAAUCCGUAUCAUUUGCCUCUGACUUAAAUGUGCAAUAUUCUUUCUGUGUUGGAGCUCUCUCUUCUCCCUCCCUCCGUCCCUGCCAUGGAGGAGGCUUGGGGGGGUGUAUGUGUCCUUCGGUGGUUAAAUGCACAAUAUGUUUGAGGAGAAUUUGUGGCAUUGAAGAUUCAUUAGCCAAAUACUUUUCCACAUUCAGUGGGCUGUGAUACAAGCCACCAGCAUUAAAUUGCCUUUUCAUUUGCACUUUAAUUUUUCUUCCUUCCACAACUUAUUUUGUAUUGCUUGUAUUGGAGGGCAGGAGAGCAGGAUUCUUUUGGGUCUGGGGUUCUCAUUAGAUCCCUUCACUUUGACAACUUAUGCAGAGGAAAAUGGAAAGUACAUGGGACAAACUUUAUUUAUUGUACUAAUCUGUCCACUAGUACUUGACUGAUUAUAAAUAAACCAAUAUCCUGCUUCUAAAAA